Suillus plorans is the source of this 330-nucleotide messenger RNA. RefSeq lists its product as uncharacterized. The coding region runs from base 1 to 330 and encodes 109 amino acids. The transcript has 2 exons. NCBI's taxonomy places the organism in Eukaryota, Fungi, Basidiomycota, Agaricomycetes, Boletales, Suillaceae. The record is from RefSeq and is a predicted model, not a curated record.
AUGAGAUCCUGCACUGUUAUUGAUACUGUGGAAGUAAAAAUUGCUGCUGCUGCAACAAAGUAUCGCACUACAUGGAGGGCACUUGAUGCCUUGGCAGAUGCACUCUUACGAUUUGAUUGGAAAGUCAAGUUCCCAAAGCUUAAGGAUGAGGACAUUUACAGUAUGAUGGAGGUGCAGGCAGGAGGCUUGGUGUCAGAAGGUCGAAGGCUCAUGGCCAUGUCUUGGAUUUGGAAGCAGCACACGGAGCAGGUGAAGAAGAACUUUCUGAAGGCACAAGCUUGUGCAAACAGGUGGGUGGAGGAGGUCGAACUUGUGCAAGAGGAGAUAUGA